ACUCUCCGUGACGCGUUCGGACUGAUGACGGACCCACAAACGGCGGCUAAGCGUUGGCUCUCUGGCGACUGUGGAUAGUUUCUUAUGUAUCGGAAACAUUAUCCGUCUGAAAUCUGAAUCAUCCUAUACUUAAAGCCGUGCUCUGUGCCCCUGAAGAACCUUUUGGGGAAGCCACACAAAGAGAGCCAUGUUUCUGUACAACAUCACCUUACAGCGUGCCACGGGCAUCACUCAUGCCAUCCAUGGAAACUUCUCAGGAACCAAGAUGCAGGAGAUCGUUGUUUCCAGAGGAAAGAUCUUGGAAUUGUUGCGACCAGAUGCCAACACAGGAAAGGUGCACACUCUGCUCACAGUGGAGGUGUUUGGCAUUGUUAGGUCCUUGAUGGCCUUCAGACUCACUGGAGGCACCAAAGAUUACAUUGUUGUCGGAAGUGACAGUGGCCGUAUCGUCAUCCUGGAAUAUCAUCCAUCCAAAAAUAUGUUUGAGAAGAUCCACCAAGAAACCUUCGGGAAGAGCGGCUGCAGACGCAUCGUCCCAGGCCAGUUCUUGGCUGUUGACCCAAAAGGCAGAGCUGUAAUGAUAGGAGCAAUAGAGAAACAGAAGCUGGUUUAUAUUCUGAACAGAGAUGCAGCUGCGAGGCUGACCAUCUCCUCUCCACUGGAGGCACACAAAGCAAACACACUGGUCUACCACGUAGUAGGAGUUGAUGUCGGCUUUGAGAACCCCAUGUUUGCCUGCCUGGAAAUGGACUAUGAGGAAGCUGACAAUGAUCCAACGGGAGAAGCGGCCGCCAACACGCAACAGACGCUCACUUUCUACGAGCUGGACCUGGGCUUGAAUCACGUGGUCCGCAAGUACAGUGAGGCGUUAGAAGAGCACGGGAAUUUCCUCAUCACUGUUCCUGGUGGAUCAGAUGGACCGAGUGGAGUUCUGAUCUGCUCUGAAAACUACAUCACCUACAAGAACUUUGGAGACCAGCCUGACAUCCGUUGUCCCAUCCCACGACGCAGGAAUGACCUGGAUGACCCUGAGCGUGGCAUGAUAUUCGUCUGCUCAGCCACACACAAGACCAAGUCCAUGUUCUUCUUCCUGGCCCAGACUGAGCAGGGAGAUAUCUUUAAGGUUACCUUGGAAACAGAUGAGGAAAUGGUCACAGAAAUCAGACUGAAGUACUUUGACACAAUCCCCGUCGCAUCAGCCAUGUGUGUCCUGAAGACCGGCUUCCUGUUUGUGUCCUCAGAGUUUGGAAACCAUUACCUUUAUCAGAUUGCUCACCUGGGCGAUGAUGAUGAGGAGCCUGAGUUCUCCUCUGCGAUGCCUCUUGAAGAGGGAGACACCUUUUUCUUCCAGCCUCGCCCCCUCAAGAACCUUGUGCUCGUAGAUGAACAGGAGAACUUAUCACCCAUCAUGUCUUGCCAGAUUGCUGAUUUGGCAAAUGAAGACACACCGCAGUUGUAUGUUGCCUGUGGACGAGGACCCAGGUCUACUCUGAGGGUCCUUAGACAUGGACUGGAGGUGUCAGAGAUGGCGGUGUCUGAGCUGCCCGGUAACCCCAAUGCUGUGUGGACAGUACGCAGACAUGUGGAAGACGAGUUCGACGCCUACAUCAUCGUGUCUUUCGUGAACGCCACUCUGGUCCUGUCAAUCGGGGAGACCGUAGAGGAAGUGACGGAUUCUGGAUUUCUGGGAACAACGCCCACUCUCUCCUGCUCUCUGCUGGGUGAAGAUGCUUUAGUGCAGGUGUACCCUGAUGGUAUCCGUCACAUCCGAGCAGACAAGCGUGUGAACGAGUGGAAGACUCCAGGCAAAAAAACCAUUGUCCGCUGCGCCGUGAAUCAAAGGCAGGUCGUCAUCGCACUCACUGGAGGAGAGCUGGUGUACUUUGAGAUGGAUCCGUCCGGCCAGCUGAAUGAGUACACCGAGCGGAAGGAGAUGUCCGCAGACGUGGUUUGCAUGAGCCUGGCUAACGUUCCACCUGGCGAGCAGCGCUCACGGUUCCUCGCUGUCGGACUGGUCGACAACACUGUCAGGAUCAUCUCCUUGGACCCUUCGGACUGCCUGCAGCCUUUGAGUAUGCAGGCUCUUCCAGCCCAACCAGAGAGUCUGUGCAUAGUUGAGAUGGGUGGGGUAGAGAAACAGGACGAGCUUGGAGAAAAGGGAACCAUUGGCUUUCUCUACCUUAACAUCGGACUUCAGAACGGUGUGCUGCUGAGGACAGUGCUCGACCCUGUGACAGGUGAUCUGUCUGAUACAAGAACACGUUAUCUGGGUUCACGACCUGUCAAACUCUUCAGAGUCAGGAUGCAGGGACAGGAAGCUGUGCUGGCAAUGUCCAGCCGCUCUUGGCUCAGCUACUCGUACCAGUCUCGCUUCCAUCUGACCCCUCUGUCAUAUGAAACUCUGGAGUAUGCCUCUGGUUUUGCGUCCGAGCAAUGUCCUGAAGGCAUUGUGGCCAUUUCCACCAACACACUGAGAAUCUUGGCUUUGGAGAAGUUGGGGGCCGUCUUCAACCAGGUGGCAUUUCCUCUGCAGUACACACCGAGGAAGUUUGUCAUCCAUCCGGAGACCAACAACCUCAUUUUGAUCGAGACCGACCACAAUGCGUACACUGAGGCAACCAAAGCUCAGAGAAAGCAACAGAUGGCUGAGGAGAUGGUGGAGGCUGCCGGCGAGGAUGAAAGAGAGUUGGCUGCUGAGAUGGCUGCCGCCUUCCUCAACGAAAAUCUUCCAGAAGCCAUUUUUGGUGCACCUAAAGCUGGAGCAGGACAGUGGGCCUCACUGGUGCGUCUGGUCAACCCUAUACAGGGAACAACUAUGGACCAGGUGCAGCUGGAACAGAACGAAGCUGCAUUUAGUGUUGCAGUAUGCCGUUUCCCCAACACAGGAGAUGACUGGUAUGUUUUAGUCGGGGUUGCCAGAGACAUGAUUCUCAACCCUAGAUCAGUGGGCGGCGGAUUCAUCUACACGUAUCGCCUUGUUGGUGGAGGGGAGAAGCUGGAGUUUGUGCACAAGACCCCUGUGGAGGACGUGCCUUUAGCCAUUGCGCCGUUCCAAGGAAGAAUCCUAGUGGGAGUUGGGAAACUGCUUAGAAUCUACGACCUCGGCAAAAAGAAGCUGCUCCGCAAAUGUGAAAACAAGCAUGUUCCCAACCUGGUGACAGGUAUCUUCACCAUCGGUCAGCGUGUCAUCGUGUCCGACGUUCAGGAGAGUCUGUUCUGGGUUCGUUAUCGACGUAACGAGAACCAGCUCAUCAUCUUCGCCGAUGACACAUAUCCUCGCUGGGUGACCACAGCCUGUCUGCUGGACUACGAUACCAUGGCCUCUGCAGACAAGUUUGGGAACAUCAGCAUAGUGCGUCUUCCCCCGAAUACCAGCGAUGAUGUGGAUGAAGACCCCACAGGAAACAAGGCUUUAUGGGAUAGAGGCCUCCUUAAUGGAGCAUCACAGAAGGCUGAAGUGGUUGUGAACUACCAUGUAGGAACGGUGUUAUCUCUCCAGAAAACAACCCUGAUCCCCGGAGGUUCAGAGUCUCUGGUCUACACCACACUGUCUGGAGGCAUCGGCAUUGUCCCGUUCACGUCACACGAGGAUCACGACUUCUUCCAGCUAGAGAUGCAUAUGCGCUCCGAGUUCCCUCCACUGUGCGGCAGAGAUCAUCUCAGCUUCCGAUCAUACUACUUCCCAGUCAAGAAUGUGAUCGAUGGAGAUCUGUGUGAGCAGUUUAACAGCAUGGACCCUCACAAGCAGAAAAGUGUGGCAGAAGAGCUGGACAGGACGCCCCCCGAAGUGUCUAAGAAACUAGAGGACAUUCGCACUCGCUACGCCUUCUAAUCAUGCACCAUCAUACAGCUGAGGUGGACACGGACGCAUUCUACACACCAUUACAAACAAACAAACAAACAAACAAACACACACACACACACACACACACACAGCUAUGCCACACUGCCCCUUUUUUAAGGUCAGGAAUGGAUGGACUUGUGUGUAUUGUUUUUAACUGUGGGCAGACAAACAUCUAAUAACAUGGAAACUUACAAGAUGUCAAAUGCUCGUAAUCCACGUAAAUGUUCACACUUAGUUGUGUGAACAUCGUCAAUACCGUUCUCCCACCUACACACAAGCUGACUCAGUUACUGAGAAGUUUCUGUAAGUUGCUUCUGCAAGUUAUGCACACCUCUUCUGGGCUGUGGUCAGCAGAAACUGCACACAUGCAGCAACAAAUACACUCCAUUACAUAGAAUCAUUACGGGAAACUCAGCCAGCACUGCUCCUCCAUUUCUAGAUGGUGUUGCAGUAUUCUCACACUUUCAGCUGACAUGAGUGUCAUUCACAUACACACAGAUGUGUGUACAGAAAUCACACGCUCCUGGUCCUACUGGUCAUAACAGAUUAACCAGCAGCUCAUCUGAGCCUGCUUCACUCAGAACCAAGAGUCUGACAGAAGCCAACUUCACACGUCUGAGCCAAAGCAAGGGUGCAAGAAGCGUUGCAAACUGAGGCAUUAGAUGAAGCUGAACUCAGACUGAAUAGGUGGGUGGAAGAAUACUGAAGGUUUGCAUUGGGUGGUGUUCUUCUCAGUCCUGUAAAAUUCCCAACCUCAGCCACAAGCGCAGACAUAGCAUUCCUCAGUAGUCACUGAAUUUAGGGCUUUGUGGGAUGGGGCAGUGGUCUGUUUUUGUAAAUAAAGUUGUUGUUUUUUGUGCUUUAUAAUA
Messenger RNA from Notolabrus celidotus (New Zealand spotty), 4713 nucleotides. It is a transcript of the gene sf3b3, whose product is annotated as splicing factor 3b, subunit 3. Lineage: Eukaryota; Metazoa; Chordata; Actinopteri; Labriformes; Labridae. Gene Ontology annotation, cellular component: nucleus; U2 snRNP. Gene Ontology annotation, molecular function: protein binding; U2 snRNA binding. Gene Ontology annotation, biological process: mRNA splicing, via spliceosome. The record is from RefSeq and is a predicted model, not a curated record.